GAAAAGGGGGCAUUACUUCAUUUCUAUAACAAGUAUAAGUCAUGCCCGUAGCGGGGGGUUAAAUUUACGAAGUAUCUUUCUAAUUUUCAAUUUUGCCCACUUCGUGACCCUCGAUCAUUCUACAGACUUGAAGCGUUUAAUAAGCGAUUUUCGAAUUUAUGUUUCACGGAGAGAUAAUCAAACGGUAAAUUGCAAUAGUUGAAAUGGCGCCUGUUCAUAAAGUCGCUCUUAUCCAACUUCAUCUUAAGCCUCUUUCCCCUGCCGAGAAUUUCGCCAAAGCCGAAUCGUUUAUAAGAAAUGCCGCCCAAGAGGGGUGUCACUUGGCUGUCCUACCUGAAUAUCAUCUCACCUCUUGGGUCCCGGAUGAACCGAAUUUUAGAGAAUCAUGCGCAGAUUCAGCAACUUACCUGAAGAGGUACCAGGAAUUAGCUAAAGAGUUGAAUAUUUGUAUUGUACCUGGUACGAUUAUAGAAUUGGAAGGCGAUUCUCUUCACAAUAUCGCGUACUUCAUAUCUUCAAGUGGGGAGAUAGCGGGGCGAUACCAAAAGAAAAACCUGUGGCAUCCAGAACGAAAACAUCUAGUAUCAUCAGCCGAUCAAUCACACGAAGCUUUCGACACACCGUUGGGAAGAGUGGGAUUAUUGAUAUGUUGGGAUAUGGCUUUCCCUGAAGCAUUUCGAGAACUUAUCUCCGAUGGUGCUCAAAUCAUAUGCGUUCCUACGUUUUGGAGUUUGAGGGAUGUGUCGGAUGAGGGAUAUGCUCUUAAUCCAGAUGGCGAGGCGCUAUUCUUGAAUAGCACAGUCGUUAGCCGAGCAUUUGAGAACACAUGCGCAAUUGUGUUUGUCAACGCAGGGGGUCCGCCAGAGAAAGGAGAGAAUACUAGCUUCGCAGGGUUGAGUCAAGUUGGUGUGCCACAUAUUGGUCCCUUAGGAAGAAUGGGACGUUCAGAAGGAAUGUCUAUCGUGGAUUUGGACAUGGAUGUGUUGAAGAUUGCAGAGGACAAUUAUAAAGUGAGGGAGGAUAUGAAGAGAGAAGGAUGGCAUUACGCAUAUACACAGAUUCGGGAUGCCAGUAAACUAUAG
Hypoxylon trugodes is the source of this 1082-nucleotide messenger RNA. RefSeq names its product putative hydrolase, carbon-nitrogen family. NCBI's taxonomy places the organism in Eukaryota, Fungi, Ascomycota, Sordariomycetes, Xylariales, Hypoxylaceae. Gene Ontology annotation, molecular function: hydrolase activity, acting on carbon-nitrogen (but not peptide) bonds, in linear amides. The transcript has 2 exons. The coding region runs from base 204 to 1082 and encodes 292 amino acids. The record is from RefSeq and is a predicted model, not a curated record.